Rotaria sordida is the source of this 507-nucleotide messenger RNA. The record is from the annotation of a GenBank genome assembly. NCBI's taxonomy places the organism in Eukaryota, Metazoa, Rotifera, Eurotatoria, Philodinida, Philodinidae.
AUGUCGACUCAAGUAAAUCUAACAGAUCUUCUUCAAGCAAUCAUUCGUGCUCUGAACGCAUUCAAUCUUGAAGCUGGUUCAGCACUCAUCGAACGAGCUGUUGCGAAUAUUAAUGAUGAUCCUGACAAUACUCAAUUACUGGCUAAUCUAAAACUGGAACUUGGUCGAUUGCCACCACUAGCAAACCUCAAUAUGCAUGGCGAAAUGCUUUGGUUCAUUCAAGCAGUAAUUGGAUAUGUACAAGCUGCCAAUGUGAUCGAUAAAAAACUCGUGACACGGGCUAUCGAAAAGCUUUAUCGUGGUAUAGAACCAUUUGCUCGAAAUGACACACAACGAACGGCCUUGAUCGAAAUGGAAACUGCUAAAGACGAUGCACUCGGUAUCGAACCACGCCAUCGAAAAGGCAACAAACUAAGCAACCAAUGGAUCGACGACGAGAAAGAGAAGGAGGCCGACGACGUCAAAGAUUUACAUAUGACUCGUGAGCUAAAGUCAAGUGACUACUGA